CCAACUUUCUUUCCUGCAGAGAACUGUCUGGGUCUGUACGUUGGGAGAGACCUUGCACUGAAAUAUUGAAGGAUUUACAACAAAACUUGAGCAACAAUAAGAAGAUGACUACCACCAAGUCCUCAUAUAAAAGGAUCUUCGGGGGUAACCCCAGAUCUAGUUCUUCUGGAAGUAACCGAUAUGUGACUUCCAGCAGCAGGUAUACCCUGGGCAGUGCACUACGCCCUAGUGUUGGUGGCAGCAACUAUGGAAGUAGCAGGGUCUACUCCAGCUCAUCCUCACCAGCUAUGUACACCAAGUCUUCAGCAGUCAGGCUCAGGAGCAGCCUUCCGCCAUCCAGGGGACAGGACAACGUGGACUUUUCCCUGGCUGAUGCUAUCAACCUGGAAUUCAAAGCCAACAGAACCAACGAAAAGGCUGAGAUGCAAGAGCUCAAUGACAGGUUUGCCAACUUCAUCGACAAAGUAAGAUUCUUGGAGCAGCAGAACAAGAUUUUGGUGGCAGAACUUGAGCAACUAAAAGGUAAAGGAACCUCCAGAAUCGGUGAUCUGUAUGAGGAAGAAAUGAGAGAACUGCGCAGACAAGUGGACCUCCUCACAAAUGAGAAAGGCAGAAUAGAAGUAGACAGAGACAACUUGGCUGAUGACCUCCAAAGAAUGAGGGAAAAACUACAAGAUGAAAUAAUUCAGAAGGAAGAUGCUGAAAACAAUUUGCAGUCAUUCAGACAGGAUGUGGACAACGCUUCUUUGGCACGUCUUGAUUUGGAACGCAAAGUAGAAUCCCUUCAGGAGGAGAUUGUAUUCUUAAAGAAGUUACAUGAUGAGGAAAUCCGUGAACUCCAACAAAAUAUCCAGGAGCAGCACAUCCAGAUUGACAUGGAUGUUGCCAAACCAGAUCUCACUGCUGCCCUACGUGACGUUCGUCAGCAAUAUGAAAAUGUGGCUGCUAAAAAUCUUCACGAAGCUGAAGAAUGGUACAAAUCUAAGUUUGCUGACCUGUCCGAAGCUGCAAACCGUAACAACGAAGCUCUGCGCCAGGCAAAGCAGGAGACUAAUGACUAUCGCAGACAAAUCCAGGCUCUUACUUGCGAAGUUGAUGCAAUGAAAGGAUCUAAUGAAUCAUUUGAGCGCCAGAUGCGUGAAAUGGAAGAGAACUUCGCAGCUGAAGCUGCAAACUACCAGGACACUAUUAACCGGCUGCAGGAUGAGAUUCACAACAUGAAGGAUGAAAUGUCUCGUCAUCUGCGAGAGUAUCAGGAUCUGCUGAACGUAAAGAUGGCUCUUGAUAUUGAAAUUGCUACUUACAGGAAACUGCUGGAAGGAGAAGAGAGCAGGAUUUCCAUCCCUGUCCAUUCUUUUUCUUCAAUGAGCAUGAGAGAAACUAACCUUGAAUCACUCCCAGUGAAAGAUUCCCAUACCAAAAGGACACUCUUGAUCAAGACUGUUGAGACAAGAGAUGGACAGGUUAUUAAUGAAAGCUCCCAGCACCACGACGACGAUGAUGAUGACCUGGAGUGAAUAAUGUAUUAUGUCUUCUUUGGAGCAUAAUAGAAAACCCUGACGAGUGACAUAAUACUGUCCCUUGUGUUUAAACUUUUGAAGAAAACCAGCUUUCAAGUGCCUUUUGCAGUUAUUACGAGAGUGCAAGAUAGAUGUGCUACUUGAUUAGAAUUAUGGUCUUUCACAGAAUGAAGUCCCAUUUUUAGGACAUCAGUGAGUUUGCACCACUCUAGUUUACAAACAAUGUCAUAGCAAUAUCUUGUGCCACAAUACUGUUUUUAAAAUUCUUAAAAUUCCAUUGAAAAGCUUUUUAUUCCCAAGCAAAGUACAGCCUUCUGUCAAUGCUUCAAUAAAUCUUUAGAAAUAA
Messenger RNA from Bombina bombina (fire-bellied toad), 1866 nucleotides. RefSeq names its product vimentin (gene VIM). Bases 105 to 1517 code for a protein of 470 amino acids. The record is from RefSeq and is a predicted model, not a curated record. Gene Ontology annotation, molecular function: structural constituent of cytoskeleton. Gene Ontology annotation, cellular component: axon; plasma membrane; cytoplasm. Gene Ontology annotation, biological process: intermediate filament organization. The transcript has 9 exons. Lineage: Eukaryota; Metazoa; Chordata; Amphibia; Anura; Bombinatoridae.